AUGAGCAGGCUGCACCGCGCGGCUGCCCGCGGCGACCUGGCCUGGCUGAGGCGCUGGCGCUGGGGGCUGAGGGUGCUGGGCAUCGACAGCCGUGACCAGGCGAAGCGGACCCCUCUGCAUCUCGCCUGUGCCAACGGCCAUGCGGAUGUGGUGAGAUUCCUAGUGAGACAGGACUGCCAGGUGGACCUGUGUGACAACUGGAGGAGAUCGCCCCUGAUGAAGGCAGUGCAGAGCCAGCAGGAAGAGUGUGUGGCUGUUCUGCUGGAGCAUGGGGCUAACCCAGAUCUCCAGGAUGCUGACGGCAACACCGCCCUCCACCUGGCUGUCCUGUCUCAUAAUGUAGACAUGGUGUUGCUGUUACUGGAGCAUGAUGCUGAUAUUGAUGCAGAGAAUAAGGAGGGAUGUACCCCGCUGAUCCUGGCUGUCUCUGAACAUCACAAAGAGAUGGCAGAGGUUCUCCUGAAAAUAGGAGCUGAUGUGCAGGCUCGAGAUCUGAGUAAAAGUCUUGGGAAACAACUGGCAGAAGAUGCAGAGCAGAAGAGCACAGGAGAAGCUUCUGUGCGUGGUGGCCAGGGCUGCACAGCACGUGGCACUCUUCACUGGGCAGAACCUGCUGGCUUCAUGUUGGGGGCACCUGCUGUGGACAGAGGAGCAACAGAUGACUGGUCCGAAGGACGCUCAAUCAGGUGA
This is a messenger RNA of Apus apus (common swift), 690 nucleotides long. RefSeq names its product putative ankyrin repeat domain-containing protein 20A5. NCBI's taxonomy places the organism in Eukaryota, Metazoa, Chordata, Aves, Apodiformes, Apodidae. Bases 1 to 690 code for a protein of 229 amino acids. Gene Ontology annotation, molecular function: protein binding. The transcript has 6 exons. The record is from RefSeq and is a predicted model, not a curated record.